Messenger RNA from Coccidioides immitis RS, 2265 nucleotides. Its product is annotated as ankyrin repeat-containing SOCS box protein 8. The transcript has a single exon. The coding region runs from base 1 to 2265 and encodes 754 amino acids. Gene Ontology annotation, molecular function: protein binding. Lineage: Eukaryota; Fungi; Ascomycota; Eurotiomycetes; Onygenales; Onygenaceae. The record is from RefSeq and is a predicted model, not a curated record.
AUGGCGACUCGAGAACGUAACAGUGAGAAGACGCAGGCUGGGAGCAUUCAGCCCAUAACCGAAGCACUCUUGAAUCAUAAACUCGUUAUUGUCACAGGUGCAGGGGUUACACUCAAUGCCACUCAAGAAAACUCCGGAGAACACUUGGAAAAAUUGACUUGGAGUGGAUUGAUUAGACAUGGGCUCAGAUACUUGUCCGAAUUGCCCUUAAUUACUGGCCCAGACAAGGACAGAAUCACAAGCGCAAAUGCUUUACUGGAAAUCAACUCUGCUGGCAGUUCAAUGGAUGCGAUAAAUAUUUUGAAGGGUCUAAUGACUGAUUACAAUGAGCUAGCCUCAUGGCUGACAAAUAUUUUCUCGGGCUUGAAAGUUCAUCAGCACGCGAUAUUGGAUGUGCUGAAAGAUUUGCAUAAAGAGGGGGCUGUACUCCUCACUACAAAUUACGACCAUAUUUUGGACAAUCAUGGCGAAAAACUCCGAUCGAUCUCUCCCUCUGACAAUCCCAAUGACAUCAGCAGAUUUAAAAGUGGUCACUUAGAUGGCAUCUUCCAUUUACAUGGAAGCUAUGACCGGCCACAAGAUGUCAUCUUAAACACCACCGACUACAUUCGCGUUGUGAAUUCUGAAGUAAAGUAUAUGCUUGAAAAGUUCUUGAUGUUCGACACGGUUCUCUUCGUCGGCUGCGGGGCUGGCCUUAAUGAUCCAAAUUUUGGACCUCUUCUAAACUGGGUCAGGGAAUAUCAGAAGAAUAUCCCUGAAAAACACUUCACAUUGGUUAAAAAAGGGGACAUCUCCGACUACAGGCCACUAAGGAGUUUGAUCUAUGGACAAAAUUAUUCGGAUAUGGCUGGUUACCUUCAAAAAAUUCUGGAGCCUCUUCCGGAAUUGCGCAGAAAGUUGAACAAAGACACUGCUAGAGAUAAUUAUGGCUCAUCCCCCAGUGUGCAACAAACUGCUCCUGAAGAUGCAGUAAACUUAACUUAUAAGCGCUCAGUCACACCAAUUAUUGAAGAGGCUGAAAAAGCAAUACAGCUUUUCGAUGCGGUCAACAAAGGGGACUUUGCUGAUGUGCAUCGGCUGCUGAUGUCUGGGGCAAAUGCCAAGACCAGGAUGGAAAAUGGGUGGGCGGUGUUUCAUGCAGCAGUUAAGGGAAAAAACUGGAAAAUUAUACAGCAUUUGCUGGAUACUGAUCAUACCAGUAUCAAUACAAGAAUGAAUAAUGGAUGGACACCACUGCAUGAAGCAGCAAAAGGAGGGGUCAAGCAAAUUGUGCAGCAGCUGCUAGAAGAAGGUGCCAUUGUUGAUGCAAGAAUGAAUGAUAGGACAUAUAAUGGACGGACACCUUUACAUGAAGCAGUGAAAAAAAAAGAUAUUGAUAUUGUUCAACUGCUGAUUGACAAAAGUGCUGAUGUUAAUGCAAACUUUGAUAACAGAUGGACACCAUUACAUGAAGCAGUUAAGAGAAAAAGCAAGGAAAUUGUACAACAACUGCUUGAUAAUGGUGCUGAUCUUAGUGCAAGAAUGAAUAGUGGAUGGACACCACUUCAUGAAGCAGCUAAGGAGGGCAACAUGGAAAUUGUUCAGCAACUGCUGGAUAAUGGUGCGAAUAUUGAUGCAAGAAUGGAUAAUGGAUGGACACCACUUCAUGAAGCAGCUAAGAAGGGCAGCAUGGAAAUUGUUCAGCAGCUGCUGAAUAAUGAUGCUAAAGAAAAUGCAAGGACAGAUAAUGGAUGGACACCACUACAUGAAGCAGCUAAUGGGGGGAGCAUGGAAAUUGUUCGGCAACUGCUGGAUAAUGAUGCCAAUAAAAAUGCAAGAACAGAUAGUGGAUGGACACCUUUACAUGAAGCAGUGAAGAAAAAGAAGAUUGAUAUUGUUCAACUGCUGAUUGAAAAGGAUGCUGAGGUGAAUGCAAACUUUGAUAACAGAUGGACACCAUUACAUGAAGCAGUUAAGAGAAAAAGCAAGAAAAUUGUACAACAACUGCUUGAUAAUGGUGCUGAUCUUAGUGCAAAGAUGAAUAGUGGAUGGACACCACUUCAUGAAGCAGCUAAGGAGGGCAACAUGGAAAUUGUUCAGCAACUGCUGGAUAAGGGUGCAAAUACUGAUGCAAGAAUGGAUAAUGGAUGGACACCACUGGAUGAGGCGAUCACAGGGAGAGAUAUAACAAUUGUUCAGCUGAUGACAAGGUAUAGGGGCAGAGACCAAUCAUCUAUAGCCUCUACUGCCAUACCACACGCAUCGAGACAGCUGAUGAUUGCUUGA